This is a messenger RNA of Malus domestica (apple), 1714 nucleotides long. NCBI's taxonomy places the organism in Eukaryota, Viridiplantae, Streptophyta, Magnoliopsida, Rosales, Rosaceae. The record is from RefSeq and is a predicted model, not a curated record.
AUGUAUAAUGGGACUAAAAUCUAUAACUCCGAUGAAUUUGGGAGUUAUGUUUCUUAUGAUGCUGUUUUCCCCGACAUCUUUAUCCGGUACAUGCUUGAUAUCUCCGGGCAGUUUAGGGCCUACAAGUGGGGGAAAGACUAUAAUCAGUGGACUUCAUUUUGGUUGCGACCCUCCGAACGUUGCGAGGUAUAUGGAUUCGGCGGUGCUUCUAGUAUUUGUAACCAGCAACAAGUGCCUCUUUGUGUAUGCUUGGAAGGGUUUGAACUGCAAGCUCCAAAAGACUGGGACUUGGAGGAUCACACGGAAGAGUGCGUGAGGAAAACCCUUUUAGAAUGCAGUGCAAGCAGUGGAGGAAAUGACACAUUUGUGGUGAUACCCGAUUUGCGCUUCCUUGAGAAUCCCGAGACUUUAGCAGGUAAGAACAUCGAUGAGUGUAGAUCGGCGUGCUUGAGUGAUUGCUCGUGUACAUCGUUUGCUUAUGAUAAUGGGUGUUUGGUUUGGAAAAGGGAUUUGUUCAAUGUAAAACAACUUACAUCUGAUGAGACAGUCGGCAAAAAGUUGCAUCUUCGGGUUGCAGCAUCAGAGGAACCAAAGGCAAAGAGAGAGAAUAAAACCUUUUGGAUUGUCAUUGGAGUACUUGGAGGUUUGUGUGGUGUUUUACUGAUUAUUGUGGUAAUUGCCAAGAAUGAAUGUUCCGGUUCUGGGGAAAGAGGGACACUGAAGAGUUAUACCGCCAUCGCAGUGAAGAGGCUUAACUAUCCAAAGCAAGUAAAUAAGCAAUUUCUUACAGAAGUGAUGACUGUUGGAAAGGUCCAGCACAUUAAUCUUGUUCGUCUCCACGGAUUUUGUGCAGAAACUUCAAAAAGAUUCUUGGUUUAUGAUUACAUGCCAAAUGGUUCUCUAGAAUCUCUUUUGUUCCAGAAGAGUCCGAUCGUCUUGAAUUGGAAAACUGGAUAUCACAUUGCAGUUGGGACUGCAAGAGGACUUGCAUAUCUUCAUCAUAGUUGCAGAAAAUGCAUCAUACACUGUGACAUCAAACCUGAAAACAUUCUGUUGGAUGCAGAAUAUGCCCCCAAAAUAGCUGAUUUUGGUCUUGCAAAGCUCGUGAGCAGAGACUUCAGCCGGAUAAUUACAACCAUGCAAGGACAAGAGGGUAUAUUGCUCCGGAAUGGAUAUCAGGAGAAGCUAUCACAGCAAAAGCCGAUGUCUUUAGCUACGGAAUGUUGUGUUUUGAGAUCAUAUCAGGAAGGAGAAACAGAGAUCUUUUGGAUGAUGGAUUGCAAAACUAGUUCCCCACUCGCGUUGCAAAUGUAUUAACGAAAGGAGAAGAUGUCGAUACCUUGUUGGAUUGCAGGUUAGAAGGUAAUGCAAACAAAGAAGAAGUGAUGAGAGCAUGCAAAGUAUCUUGUUGGUGCAUUCAAGAUGACGAGAACGAUAGGCGGACAAUGGGGCAAGUUGAUCAACUUCUGGAAGGAGUCAUAGAUCUCGGCAUACCUCCUAUCCCACAGUUCCUCGACCGGUUUUCAAAGAGUCUAGUCGAGUCCAUACAUUACCAUAACAUUUAUUCCAGUACUGCUUCGGAUUCAAGGCGUGGCUACUCGAGUAGUAUUACUAUAUCUGGAGCUUAAACUUAAAAGCUACUAAUUUCCAACUUUCAAAUUUCCAUUUUCUUUAUUUUUGUUAACUUGCAGGAGAUUGUGAGUCCCCUCAUCCU